AUGUUCCGGCUUUCAGACGUCACCCAGCUACUGGCCGCCCAGUUUGGUUUAGUAGCAUGCCUGGAAGAUACGGCACAGCCUAUGAUCGCAAGGCAACAGAUCCACCAUAUAUUGGAGAUGACGGCAUGGUAUACCCCCCGCAUGUCUUCGAAGAUGGAACUCCAAUCUCAAAAAAGAAUUUGCACAGGAUGUGGGAACUCAGCAACGAAUUGGCGGUUUGUGAAAACGGAGCCUGGAGACCUUGCCCUCGUGGACAAUUAUCAGGUCAUGUAUGGUCGAGCACCAUGGACUACACGCGAGCGCAAGAUUCUUGUUAGCAUAUGGGACACCGACAAGGAGGAUGAGAAAAUCAAAGAUUACUAA
Molecule: messenger RNA, 363 nt
Organism: Penicillium odoratum
Lineage: Eukaryota; Fungi; Ascomycota; Eurotiomycetes; Eurotiales; Aspergillaceae
Exons: 1
Coding region: 1-363 (120 amino acids)
Source: RefSeq, a predicted model, not a curated record